UGCAGUUCAGUUCCGUGCUGUAAGGCUGAUGGUUGAGACUUCCCCGGAUGCCGUCUAUGCCUACCGUGGCGCCAGCGCCGUGCUGCCCUGCCGCUAUCAUUAUGUGCCCAAGCUGGACAUCCCACGGAAGAUCCGCGUCAAGUGGUCCAAGCUGCGGGAGGACAACACCAAAGAUCAGGAUGUGCUGGUGGCGUCUGGGUCGAAGCAGCGGAGCUUUGGGGGGUUCCGGGGGCGCACGACCCUGCAGCAGGCGCCUGACCAGGAAGCGUCCCUGGUGAUCGAUGACUUGCGCCUGCACGACGCUGGCAAGUACCGCUGCGAGGUCAUCGAUGGCCUGGAAGAUGAGAGCGCGAUUGUGGAGCUAGCGCUCCAAGGUGAGUGGGACGGUGCAUUCAGUGGCCGUUUUAAAAAUCAUAAUCCAACUUCAAACUAAAUUCUGAAAUAUUCUGGAUCGCGGUGGGGACGAAGCUGAGUCCUGGGGCCAAAUCCAGCCCUCCAAGCCUCUCUAUCUAGCCCUCAGUACUCUCCCCAGGUCAUGCUGUUGCCUUGCUCUGCUUUGCACCUUCCAAGAGUGUUCUUGAAUCCUGCCUUUUGCUUGCCUGUAUGUAGGAUAGACGCAGGGGGCGCUGUGGGUUAAACCACAGAGCCUAGGACUUGCCGAUCAGAAGGUCGGCGGUCCGAAUCCCCACGACAGGGUGAGCUCCCGUUGCUCGGUCCCUGCUCCUGCCAACCUAGCACUUCGAAAGCACGUCAAAGUGCAAGUAGAUAAAUAGGUACCUCUCUGGCGGGAAGGUAAACGUGUUUCCGUGCGCUGCUCUGGUUUGCCAGAAGUGGCUUAGUCAUGCUGGCCACAUGACCCGGAAGCUGUACGCCGGCUCCCUCGGCAAAUAAAGCGAGAUGAGCGCCGCAACCCCAGAGUUGGCCAUGACUGGACCUAAUGGUCAGGGGUCCCUUUACCUAUGGAGGAUAGAAAGAUAGUGUGUGCCUGUGUAGGCUGCUCUACAAAGCUAAAAUGUAUAUGCGUUGCUCCACCCACUUUUGCCUCUGGCUCCACCCACCAAUGGCAUGUGGCCCCUGGUAAGGUUUCCCACAAUGGGAUGUGGCCCUUAGGCUGACAAUGGUUUGUAUCAAUAUCUGGGUGUAUGGUUUUACGAAGCUAUAGGCAGGAGGGUACAGGAAAUAUCCACUCGGAUCAAAGUGUAACAAAAUGUGGGAGCGAAAAUUCACAUCCCCUCUGCCACAAAGGGUGGAUUUCCUCCCCCCCCCCCCUUCCAGUAGCUAUCUUGGCUUUGUAAAGCCAAAAUUGUUUCCCAGAUUCUUUCUGGGGCACCAAUUUGGUUUCCUUACCGUAAGUUCAAACUUUUCCCUUAGGCUAAAGUUUUGGGUUCCCAGGUGGGUUUCUGGAGCUACUCUUAAACUGGAAGUUGGCUUGAAUUCAUUGGGGGUGCUGAUUGUGGAUUUAUUCCAUCCAUUUGUGGCUCUGUUGUUGCUUUGCGCUCACUCCCAGUUCAUUCGUCUCCGAGACAAUGUUUGAUUCUUUCGAAUCACCUUGGUUGAAGGCUGCGGUGCAUAAAGUUAGCUCAGUUGCUCUUUCACCCUCAUACCUGCUAAGCAGGGAAUUAAAGGGAGCCAAACCAAUGGUUAAGUCUCUGAUCUCCCAGAUCUUUAGGGUCCUGCAUGAGGACUUGUUCCCCCCAGUCACUGGGAAAUCACACCCCUGCUGUAAAGACAGAAUGCCAUGCCUGGGAUGGUUAAGGUAAAGGUAAAGGGACCCUUGACCAUUAGGUCCAGUCGUGACCGACUCUGGGGUUGCGGCGCUCAUCUCACUUUAUUGGCAGAGGGAACUGGCAUACAGCUUCUGGGUCAUGUGGCCAGCAUGACUAAGCUGCUUCUGGCAAACCAGAGCAGCGCACGGAAAUGCCGUUUACCUUCCCGCUGGAGUGGUACCUAUUUAUCUACUUGCACUUUGACGUGCUUUCGAACUGCUAGGUUGGCAGGAGCAGGGACCGAGCAACGGGAGCUCACCUCGUCGCGGCGAUUUGAACCGCCGACCUUCUGAUUGGCAAGUCCUAGGCUCUGUGGUUUAACCCACAGCACCACCUGCAUCCCUUCUGGGAUGGUUAAUCUUCCAUAAAUACAGGGAAGCUUCCUUUCUGGUAAGGCUUAAUGUUCUCCCCUCUAAUCUAUUUGACGGCAGAUAUAAUAAAACCCCAAAGAACAACAGAUGCUGCCCGUUGCCACAAUGCUGAAGGGGCAUCUAUCUUGCAUGUACUUUUCUAUUGUAGUUUUUCUUAAGGGACUGGGAAAGAUCUAAUAUAUCCUAUUAUUUGCUCCUCUGUGUGUCGUCAGAUCACUUUGACUUACUGGGGCCCUGAAGCAGUUGCAGAGCAAGUGGCAAAGUUCUUGAAUAAAGAUAUCAUCAUUAGACCCCUUUAACAGUUGCUUGAUGUAUACAUUCUCUCUCUCUCUGCAAUCAGUUUAAAACAGAUAUUUUGUUUGCGUGUCCCACUUUUUCCUGCUCUAAUUGAGAUCUGAUUUCCCCCCAUCCCCCCCUCACACAGUUGUCUAAUAUUUUAAUUUUGUGUUUUAAAGCUUUAAACACACACCAGCUUUCUAAAUACCUGGGUGGGCUUAAAAAAAUCACUUGCUCUUUUUAACAGUUUUUGUUGUUGCUGUUUUUAUUAUGAUUUGUACAUAAUCUUGGGACAUAUAUGUGGAAGGUGAUUAAUAGCUCAGAAAAAAAUUCAAAUCCCAUACUUACACAGCACUAUUGUUGUGAUGGACGCUCCCCCACUUAACAUUCUGAUGCUAGACUGCCCAAACAACUUAAUAUUAUGGAUGCUUGACGAAUCUUCCUAACCAUCAGCAGCAUGAGAUAGAAGCCACAUAGCAGAUGGCGAACUGAAUGUUUCUGGAUCACUCUCUCAAAUUUUAUUUGGAAACAUGAAUGAACUGUUCAUGAACGUAACCAGGAUUUUUGUUUUUUUUGGGUGGGUGGGUGGAGCUAAAGCUUUUUUUAAGGAAAUCAAACUUGUUGAGUUUUUCUAGGGAAAUCACUGGUAAAAUUACCCUGUAAAUAGGACAUUGUGCGGGGCUGGCUUCUGCAAGCUGGGGGGCGGGGGGACCUCAGAUAACUGAGUACUUUCAAUGCUUUUCAAUAAUACUUGUGCCCCCCGGCUACACCCAUGAAACUGUCCUUUUCCCGCUUCCUAAUAAACAGGACUCCACCUUUGUGCAGGUAGAUCCUUGGGAUUUUCUAAGAAGUCUGGAGGCGGUUAUCAGAACUGCCGAGUAUAUACCUAUUUCUGGCCACCAGAGGUCACCAGUAGCCUGUCAUUUUUCUCAGUUUUUUUAAAAAAUUCUCUCUAUCUUCUUUCAUCCAAGAUGAAAGGCUCUGUGGGAAUACAUUAAGCAUUUUCCCCCUCCCCGUGUGAGGAGCCCAUCCUGUGAUUAUAUAUUGCUGCGAUGCCGGGCUGUAUGCUGUUUGACUAAAUGGACUGAAAGAUGAGCGUUUUCUCUUUUUAAAACCAUCGUGCACUGUGGGUUCACAACGAAGCCUACUUUAGCUUUGUUAUUAUAAUGAUUAAUCAACCAACAAAUUAGAACAAAGACCUACCUAGUUUUGCAUCCCAGAUCCCAUAGUGGCAAACAAGAAGCUAUAGGGGAACUCCUCAACAUAUCCAGGAUUCGUCUGUCAAAAAUAAUGAACAAAAAAAUCAGAACAUCACUCUGCCCACCCCCCACCCCCCGGAGAAAAAAACCAAAAAACUCAACAACUUUUGUGUCUGGUUUUUUACUUUUUGAAAUAUGGCAACCCUACAUGAGGGGAAAUCCCUCUUUAUCCAUAAAGCUCACUAGUGGGGUAGGAGAGUUGAAAAUAAGGUCAAUAUAUUUCACAUCGAGAUUCCUCAUGCUCUAUAUUUUGCUCUAGUAAGUUUAGUUUGGUCAGAAUUGAGCAUACACUUCCAGUUGUUGUUCUUUAGUUGUUUAGUUGUGUCCGACUCUUUGUGACCCCAUGGACCAGAGCAUGCCAGGCACUCCUGUCUUCCACUGCCUCCCGCAAUUUGGUCAGACUCAUGUUAGUAGCUUCAAGAACACUGUCCAACCAUCUCGUCCUCUGUCGUCCCCUUCUCCUUGUGCCCUCCAUCUUUCCCAGCAUCAGGUCUUUUCCAGGGAGUCUUCUCUUCUCAUGAGGUGGCCAAAGUAUUGGAGCCUCAGCUUCAGGAUCUGUCCUUCCAGUGAGCACUCAGGGCUGAUUUCCUUAAGAAUGGAUAGGUUUGAUCUUCUUGCAGUCCAUGGGACUCUCAAGAGUCUCCUCCAGCACCAUAAUUCAAAAGCAUCAAUUCUUUGGCGAUCAGCCUUCUUUAUGGUCCAGCUCUCACUUCCGUACAUCACUACCAGGAAAACCAUAGCUUUUACUAUACGGACCUUUGUUGGCAAGGUCAUGUCUCUGCUUUUUAAGAUGUUUGAUCUUCUUGCAGUCCAUGGGACUCUCAAGAGUCUCCUCCGGCACCACACUUCCAGAGCUAACACUAAAUACAUGACUUCUGGUGAAUGAGCCACCAUAGAGGGUACAUGAAAAUUUGUGUCCCAUUUUUUGUUUAGACUUUUCUAAAUGUUCUUAUGUCACCGGAAGAAAGUGAGCAGCAAUUCACAAGAAGCCAAAGGCCUUGUGUGCACCUCUCUUGGGGACAGAAACUCAGAGAUACAAUUCCCAGAGUUUCUUGGCAAGAGGGACUGGUUGUUAAAACUGCUUUGGGGAUCGGAGCUCUCAGAAGGCAAUAGGGGCCUCCUAACAACUCUCAGCACCCUUAACAAACGACACUUCCCAGGGAAUCCAUGACUGCUAUAAAUGUGUAGUUCAGAUGCUGCAGGCUUGCAGCUCCCAACAUCUCUGUCAGGAUGCUGUCAGCAGCUGCUGGCUGGUUGCCCAGGACAGUAUAAAGACAAGGGAAGGUUUCUUGCAGUCCUUUUUUAUUUCAAACUUUACAGAGAGAGGCUCUAGAAGCCAGCCUCUUGGAUAAUGGCGUUGUCCCGAGUGAAACUCCACCCCCUGCCUCUCCCACUUCCUCAUUCGUCACUUCUACGGGUGCUGCAAUGUGCUCUUUGAGCUCUUUGCUCUCCUACUUUUAAGGCUCGCCGGGUUCUGGGAGAUGGAGGGUCUGGAAUGCUUUCUGAUGACAACGUGUCAGCCAGGUGUUGCUCUGGCUCUCCCAUGAUUUCCCAGCUUUCCCCCUCAUCUGCCUCUGAGCUGUGACUUCCUUCAACCCCCUGUUGUAAAUCUAGACUGUCUUCCUCUUCCCUGGAAAGGUCAGGAUGGGGAGGCGGUCUCCACCAUUCCUCCUCUGCCCAGUCCCUGACAACCCCUGACUGUUGGCCUAGCUGGCUGGGGCUGAUGGGAGCUGGAGUCCAGCAACCUCUGAAGGCCAUAGGUUCCUCACACCUCAGUAAGCGAUGCUUCCUCCUGUACUCACUCAGCAACUUUCUUUUCCCCAGGGGUGGUGUUCCCUUACCAGCCUCAGCGUGGGCGCUACAAGCUCAACUUCCAUGAGGCCAAGAAGACCUGUGAGGACCAGGAUGCCAUGAUGGCCUCCUUUGAGCAGCUCUUUAAGUCCUGGAUGGAGGGCCUUGACUGGUGCAAUGCAGGCUGGCUGACGGACGGCACAGCCCAGUACCCCAUCACUGUGCCACGGGAGCCCUGUGGAGGCAAACACAUGGCCCCUGGCCUCCGGAACUAUGGAGAGCGCCACAGGAACCUCCAUCAUUUCGACGUCUUCUGUUUCUCUUCUGCUCUGAAAGGUGAGUUGUUCUCUGCCAUCGUUCACCAGCCAGGCUACUUUAGAGGAGGGAUGGGGAGAUGGUGGGCCUGGGCACGUCCUCUCUGGCCUGGCUGUAUGUCCCCACUCUGGCGAUUUCAGAUUGACUACUUCCUCUUCCCAUAUGAACCUGCCCGGACCCUGAGAUCAUCUUCUGAGGCCCUCCUUUGUGUGCCCCCUCCUCGAGAGGUCUGGAAGGUGGCAUCAUGAAAAUGGGCCUUCCCUGCAGUGGCUCCCCGUCUGUGGAAUGCUCUCCCCAAGGAAGUUCGCCUGGUGCCUUCAUUAUACACCUUUAGCCGCCAGGCAAAAACAUUCCUUUUCAACCAGGCCUUUGGUUGAUCUGAUUUAGAUUCUCUACUCUUUUAAAAUGUGUUUUUGUUGUUUUGGUGGGGGGCUAUUGGGUUGUUGUUUUUAUUUUUAUUAGGUAUUUUGUGGUUUUAUAUCUUGACUUUAUUCUGUGAACUGCCCUGAGACCCCUGGGUGGUAUAUAAAUUCAAUAAAUAUAAAUUCAAUUUAAUAAUAAUAAUAAUAAUAAUAAUAAUAAUACGGUAAUUCACCGGGCACGGGACUGCCUUUGAGGACUGCCGUUAGUUCAAACUACAGCCUCUAGGCCAGGCAUAGGCAAACUUGGCCCUCCAGAUGUUUUGGGACUACUAUUCCCAUCAUCCCUGACCACUGGUCCUGUUAGCUAGGGAUCAUGGGAGUUGUAGUCCCACAACAUCUGGAGGGCUGAGUUUGUCUAUGCCUGCUCUAGGCUGCUGAUUGGGACUUGAUCCAUCUAGCUUGGUUCUGUUUACUCUGACCUGCAGCCGCUCUCCUGAGUUACAAGCAACAGACCUUUCCGGUCAAGCUGGAGAUGUCCUUGGUGUGGAACUUGGGACUUUUUAGAGACAGCUAAACCUCUCAUUCAGUUCAACAUCACAAACCUUGUUAUGCAUUCUGCUACUCUUAGAGGCGCUCAGCCUGCAGAAUCCCUACCCAAGAUAAGUCUUGGUUGGCUCCCUCUCAUCUGAGCUUUUAAAACCGUCACCUGGCUUUCAGCUGGGGUUGGAAUUCAUCUCACUCCUGUUGAUUGUUUCACCCUGAGCUUCAUUUUACGGUAGUUAAUGGAUUUGGGUAGCUUUCCUUUUGCUUUUGUAUUUGAUGGGUUUUAAUGAAAUGCUCUAAAUGCAGUAUGCUGCUUUGAGUAUGCUUUUUAUUCGUACUACAAAGAGCAAUCAUUAAAGGGAAGAUGAGUUCUGGAGUCUAAAUUCUCCAUUUAACUCCCUGUAACUGUUCAUGGACUUUGGUACUGAAAAGCACAAUUUGUGUUCCCCUAGGCUGUGUUUUCUCCUCUGUGCUGUGGUUGUCUUGAUAACCCUGUCCUGCAUGGGUUACCAGCAUGGCUCUCACAAGCAGACAUGUGCUCAAAUAGGCUUACCUGACACCUUUAGGGUCGCCCCCCUCCCUUGUGUCAGGGACUGGACUGAGGAGGAACGGUGGGUACCAUCCCCCCUUUCUCCUGAACCUUCCCGAGAACAGGAGGACAGUAUAGAUUUAGAACAGCGGUUUGCAGAAGGCCGUAGUUCAGAGGCUGCAGAGGGGAGAAACUGGGAAAUUUUGGAAAAGGAACAGCAAGAAGAAGCACAAGGGGAGAGACAGCUGACAGACUCAAUGUCUUUGGAAAGCAUUCCUGAUCCUCCCUUUCCCAGGACCAGGUGGGCAUUGAGAGAGCUCAGAGGCAGAAAGCUCAGAUUAGCUGACACAGGGGUGACGUAUAAUAGGAGAGACGGAGGGGGUGGGACUUUACUUGGAGCAAUGCCAUUAUUAGGGAAGACCGCAUUCCUUCGUUUCUUCCUGCGAAUAUUAAUAAAUUACGUGGUAAGAACUUUUAAUUGUUUCUCUGCUUCUUGGCAGCUACCGUGGGAGGGAUCAGAUUCUCCAAAGCUAUAACUAGGCUUGAAAGAAGCAGAAUCUUCUCUCCACAAUAUAAUCUCCAAGAAAGAACAACAUCCUUCUAAACUCCCCAAUUAGGCUAGCAAAAAGCUAAGGCUAAAGGGUAACUAGGGAGUAGGGAAGGGAAGAAGAGGAGGAGUGAGAGGAUAUUUUUAUUUGUUUGUUUUUAUUUAUGACAUUUAUAUAUCACUUUUCCAAGGAUCUCAAGGUGGUGUACAUGGUUCCCCUCUUCCCCAUUUCAUCCUCACAACAGCCCUGUGAGGUAGGUUAGGCUAAGAGAUGGUGGCCGGCCCAAGGUCACCCAGUGAGUGGAGAUUCGAACCCUGCUCUCCUAGGUCCUAGUCUAACAUGCUAACCAUUAGGCCAUGCUGGCGUAUGUCCUUGUGGUGCAUGGGGGGCGCUUUGUGUAGUGUGGUGCAUGCAUGGUUGUAGCACAUGUAUAGCGCCCACAACAUUUUCUCUGGCUUGCAAAAGACUGGUGACUCCUGCUUUACCAUAUGACCAUUGUUUAGGGUCUGCAAACCCAAGGUGAUAGCCAACGCUAGUCCUAAAGGUAAAGGGACCCCUGACCAUUAGGUCCAGUCGCAAACGACUCUGGGGUUGCGGCACUCAUCUUGCUUUAUUGCCAAGGGAGCUGGCAUACAGCUUCCGGGUCAUGUGGCCAGCAGAAUUAAGCUGCUUCUGGCAAACCAGAGCAGUGCACGGAAACGCUGUUUACCUUCCCGCCGGAGCGGUACCUAUUUAUCUACUUGCACUUCAUGCUUUUGAACUGCUAGGUUGGCAGGAGCAGGGACCGAGCAAUGGGAACUCACCCCAUCAUGGGGAUUCGAACCGCCAACCUUCUGAUCGGCAAGCCCUAGGCUCUGUGGUUUAACCCACAGCACCACCCGCGUUCCUAUGCUAGUCCUAGAUAGCUUUAAAAGAGGACUAAAGAAAUUCAUGGAGGAGAGGGCUAUCGAUGGCGACUAGCCAUGUGGGAUAUUCUCUAGCUCCACAGUCGUAAGUAGCGAUGCUUCUGAAUGCCAGCUGCUGGAACCCACAGGAAGGGAGAGGACUUUGUGCUUGGGGUCAUGCUUGUGGCAUCUGCUUGGCCAUUGCAAGAAGAGGAUGCUGGACUAGAUGGCCUGAUCCAGCAGCCUUCUUACAUAGUCAGAUUAGACCCACUGAAAUGAAUGAACCCAGGGUGGUCAUCCUCAUUAACUUCAGUUAGUCAUUUCUGAGCAGGACUUAGCAUUCAGUAUAACCCCAAAUAAACUAAACAGGAAGAAAAAAGCAGGAUAUGUAUCUGUAAGUGGGUCUCUUUUGGGAUUUUCCUGCAUUGCUCCAUAACUCUUUCUCUGCCCCCUCCCAACAGGAACGGUUUACUAUCUGUCCGGCCGCGAGCAGCUCACCUUGGAGGAAGCCAAGCAAGCAUGCCAGGACGAUGGCGCUGAGAUUGCCAAGGUGGGCCAACUUUAUUCAGCAUGGAAGCUCUCUAAUUUGGACCGUUGCGACGCCGGCUGGUUGGCUGAUGCUAGUGUGCGCUACCCCAUCACUUCGCCCCGGCCCAACUGUGGUCCCCCGGAACCUGGGGUCAGAAGCUUUGGCUUCCCCAAAGUUGGCAAAUUUGGAGUCUACUGUUACAAGAUGAGCUGAAGGAAGGCCAAUAUAUGGACACUGUGCACCAAUGGACAAUAUCCUUCUGUUGCCCACCUAGAGUUUAUUAUUUAAAGGGCCAGUCUUGGGGGGCAGUUUUAAUUGUAUGUUUUAUUUUGUGUGUGUCUCUUGGGCUUUGUUUUUUUACAUUUUUGUAACGAAAGGGGAGGAAAGCUGCACAGCCCCACAGAAUAGCCUUGGAGUGGACUUGGUGCUGAUUCUAAGAUUCUUCCACUUCCAUUGCCUGUCUAAUCCAGUGGUAAGAUAAACCCUUCUUGAGAUUUAGUGUUGUUUUUCUGUCUGGUCAUCUGAUUUCUGGAACGGGCUCAGGUUGAGAUCUAUGGAUGAGAUUGCAGAACUGUCUCGUGCUCAUCUAGGUCUGUACUGUGGUGGCUGCAUCUUGCCAAAGGAUUCCCAGUCCCGAUGGGAGGUUCCCAGUAGUUACUAGAAUAAGGUCUCCUCACCCCACAAUGGCUUUGCCUCCUAGUAAAUCCAUUGUUUACAGAUUAGGAUGGGGUGGGGAAACUCUCCAGCCAGAGGGCUAUAUUCAACCCUGGGCAACCUCUUGUCAGUGCCGUGAAGGGCCAGAAGGAAAAUAUAGCUUUGUACAGUACAUCUGUUUCGACAUAUGCCCCUCUCUGUCUUCAUUCCAGAGAAGCAAGAGACAUAAUCAGAGUUCAGUGACACAUUCCAGCAAUGCAAAAACACUUGAGGGCGUGAAACAAGGCUGGGAAGGGGUGUGGCUUACAGAGAGGGGUGUGGCCUGGCAAGAGUGGGUGUGGCCAUGAAAGGGACUGACUUCUGAGUAAGCAUGCCUAGAAUCAGAGCAACAUCAGGAGGGUCACAGGAGUCUACCUCUGCAGGUUGGAGAUACACACACACACACACGACAAGUAGGACCUCUGGCAAGGGGUUCUACCCCCUGUAGCAAGGUCCUGACCCUGAUGGUCAUGCUGGUGCCUACUUUUGUUCAAAAAAAAAAAGCAGGACAUGUGAAUAUAGUCUUUCAUUUAAUGUCUCUUUUUUGGGGGGGCCUGUAGAGCAUACAAGUGGGACCUGCAGCAAAACAUUGCAGCGUAUCUUCACUUUGUAGGAAUGUUCUAGUUCUUGUUGGCUAGCCAUGCCCUCCUCCCACAUCACAGGCACAUAGGGAACUGCCUUUUAUACCCUUACGUGAAACUACCUUGCCACUAUUAAGGAAAGCUCUCUAAGUUGCCAUACUUUGGCAUCUGCGUGCUCUAUUCUUGUGUGUACCUCACCUUUUGGUUUUGCUGUUCAAACUUGGGGGUUUCUCGGACGUUUGCGAAUAAAACCCUUAAGAAAACCA
Messenger RNA from Podarcis lilfordi (Lilford's wall lizard), 10713 nucleotides. The record is from the annotation of a GenBank genome assembly. NCBI's taxonomy places the organism in Eukaryota, Metazoa, Chordata, Lepidosauria, Squamata, Lacertidae.